AUGGAGGAGCAGCAGGGCCAGCAUUGGAUGGUUCGGCUUGAGGUGACAGAGGACGAGAGGCGUGUUCGUAGCGGCGUUCCUUCUUUCGUCACGGCAAAAACGUGGAUUUGCAAGGAGCUUUGGGGCAUGGUGUUCAUCUGGUACCACGCGGAUGGUGAAGCUCCUUCGUGGGAGAUACCAGCUGAUGCACUGCCAGGUACAUUGGAGCGUGACGCUUCGUGGGGCUUCGAGCACCGAAUUCGCACCCACAUCCAAGACAUCGCCGAGAACGGCGCUGAUACGGGACACUUCGAUCAAGUACACCGAGCAAGCAGCCUCGUCGAUGGCAGGGAAUUUCGGAAGACCAUGGGCGAGACGUGGAAAGGCCGCAUGUUCCAGCACAAAUGGACCACCUCUUGGAGACCCCUGAAACAUGAUGCCAUGGUGCACAUUGAUACUUCCAUCUCUAUACUUGGCUGGAAAUGCGGAUACCUGCGCUAUCACGUCGAGGCUCGCCAGGCAGGUAGGUCCAGCCCUGGUCAUCAUCCGCCUUCGCGGCCGGAAACUAAGUACAUGCUCAUCCAGUGCCUAAUCCCCGAAGGACCACUCGAUAUUAGGGUGGUGCACAAGGUCUUCUUUCAGCCUCGGAUGAGCUGGCUUGUACGAUGGAUCUACAUUAUGUCACUACGAAACAUGGUAUGUGAAAGUAGAAAACCGCACGACUGA
This is a messenger RNA of Rhipicephalus sanguineus (brown dog tick), 705 nucleotides long. RefSeq names its product cholesterol 7-desaturase nvd-like. Lineage: Eukaryota; Metazoa; Arthropoda; Arachnida; Ixodida; Ixodidae. The transcript is spliced from 3 exons. Gene Ontology annotation, molecular function: chlorophyllide a oxygenase activity. Gene Ontology annotation, cellular component: chloroplast. Gene Ontology annotation, biological process: chlorophyll biosynthetic process; cholesterol metabolic process. Bases 1 to 705 code for a protein of 234 amino acids. The record is from RefSeq and is a predicted model, not a curated record.